Thunnus maccoyii (southern bluefin tuna) is the source of this 2641-nucleotide messenger RNA. RefSeq names its product LIM domain-binding protein 3-like. The transcript has 16 exons. Gene Ontology annotation, cellular component: stress fiber; filamentous actin; Z disc. Gene Ontology annotation, molecular function: muscle alpha-actinin binding; actin binding. Lineage: Eukaryota; Metazoa; Chordata; Actinopteri; Scombriformes; Scombridae. The record is from RefSeq and is a predicted model, not a curated record. Gene Ontology annotation, biological process: heart development; actin cytoskeleton organization; muscle structure development. The coding region runs from base 309 to 2291 and encodes 660 amino acids.
CCGGGGACCGGAGCAGGAUCCCCGGAUCCCGGACUGCAGGUUGUCCCGGUCGGUGUGUGACGUUUCCCGGAGCUGCGGGGCCACCGGAGAGAAGCAGCAGCGGCAGGGGGGUACGCUGAGUUCGGAGCACGGAGCGGCCCCGCAGGGCGGAGCAGGAGCAGGUGGGCGGUGUCUGACUGCAGGUCACCUGAGAUAAAAGAGGCUACUCGCCGCUGGCCCUCCCUCCCGUCCCUCCAGCUGCUGUGUGGGGUUUUUACUAAAUUUGGUUUAAAUCGUCCGUUUCGGAGGAACUUUUCUUGUCUGGAAGAAUGAGCGCCUACACCGUGUCGCUGCCCGGCCCCGGACCCUGGGGCUUCAGGCUGCAGGGGGGGAAAGACUUCAACAUGCCACUGACCAUCUCCAGGAUCACUCCGGGCAGCAAGGCGGCGCAGGGUAACCUGGUCCAAGGUGAUGUCAUCGUCGCCAUCGAUGGCGUCAGCACCGAGGGGAUGACUCACCUGGAGGCCCAGAACAAGAUCAAGAUGGCCAACUACAACCUGGCGCUCACCAUGUCCAAGUCGAAGCGUCUGAUGUCGACACCGAGAAUCGAAGCAACUAUUCCCAUAAUCCCUCACCAGCAGGUUUUCGGCCCCGCUGCUCCCAACGCCGGCUUCAACCCCGGCGUGCUGAAGGACACCGCCAUCGCCACCCAUAAGCCCAUAGAGGUGACGGGCCCGGGAGGCAAGGCCACCAUCAUCCACGCCCAGUACAACACGCCCAUCAGCAUGUACUCGCAGGACGCCAUCAUGGACGCCAUCGCAGGACAAACGCAGGGCAAAGGGCCCGAAGCCGGUACUGUCCCAGUUAAAGAUGGUCUUGUAGACUCUCCGGUCUAUCAGGCCGUCCAGAGUGCGGAGAAGGACCAGGACCCGGGUGAAUGGGGUCGCCGCAGCGCCAACAUGCAGUCCAAGUCCUUCCAGGCGCUGGCCCACAUGACCGGAACCGACUCCUUACCGGAGGAGGAGGAGGAGGAGGAGGUGCUGAGGAGGAGCAGCCCUACUGAGCAUGCUCCAGCCUCUGCUGGCUCCGCCCCUGCCGCUGCCGUGCAGCCUCUGGACCCCUCCCCCUUAUCUUCUGACCCCGCCUCUCACAGCCAAUACAUUCAGCCGCCUGCCAUGCAUCAGGCUCCACAAGCCCCGCCUCCACAGCAGUACCAGCCAAUGCCGCAGCACCCACCCACGCAGCAGUACCAGCACCCACCACCCACGCAGCAGUACCAGCACCCACCCAUGCAGCAGUACCAGCAACCACCCAUCCAGCAGACCCUGCCCACUCAGCAGAGCUCUAUUCAGAUGCCUGUUGGCUCCGCCCCCCCUCACAAGGUGGUCAGCACCGCCUGCAUCUACCCCUCCCAGCCAGCUCAGGCUCCGGCUCCAGCCCCUCCUCAGCCCCACCAUGCAGCCGCCGCCCCAGCCCCGCCCCAGGCCGCGGCUGCCGGCGGCUCCUCCAACAGACCCCCCUGGGUGACCGACACCAACUUCGCCGAUAAGUACGACCCCGGUAAGAUGACCACCUCCUCCAUGAAGGUGCAGCCGCUGCCCCAGUCUGUUCAUCCUGCACCCGCAUACAUCCCUGGUCCCGCGGCCGCCAAUCCAGGCCCCGCCCACCCCACUCCCAGCCCCGCCCCCAUAAACCCUAGCCCGGCCCCGUUCCCUCCUGUGGCGAGGGGCGUGGCCCAGAGGGCGGAGAGGUUUUCGGCCAGCACCCGUACCCCUCUCUGUGGAGCCUGCAACAACAUCAUCAGGGGCCCCUUCCUGGUGGCCCUCGGUCGCUCCUGGCACCCGGAGGAGUUUAACUGUCACUACUGCAACAUGUCUCUGGCUGACGUCAGCUUCGUGGAGGAACAGAACAGCGUUUACUGCGAGAACUGCUACGAGGAGUUCUUCGCCCCGACCUGCGCCCGCUGCAACACCAAGAUCAUGGGGGAAGUGAUGCACGCUCUGCGGCAGACGUGGCACACCACCUGCUUCGUGUGCGCGGCCUGCGGCAAAGCGUUCGGGAACAGCCUCUUCCACAUGGAGGACGGAGAGCCGUACUGCGAGAAAGAUUAUAUCGCUCUGUUCAGCACUAAGUGUCAUGGCUGUGACUUCCCAGUUGAAGCUGGUGAUAAAUUCAUCGAGGCUCUGGGUCACACCUGGCACGACACCUGCUUCGUCUGUGCGGUUUGCCAUUUGAACCUUGAGGGCCAACCUUUCUACUCAAAGAAAGACAAACCUCUGUGCAAGAAGCACGCUCACGCCAUCAACGUGUAGACCCGCCCCUUGGAGGAGGAGGAGGAGGAGGAGGAGAGGGCGGGGCAACCCGAAGCGGACACCACCACUGCCACCAACAACUUUCACCAUGGAUGUAUUAUAAGAGCUGGAUACCAGACUAAAUAUGGCGCCCAUUCAAGUCAAUAAGGACUGCUCAGCUGGCGCAUACGGCCAAAAAAAGUUUCUAGCUUCCAGGUUUGCCGUUGUGCGACCCACUUAAUAUUCACAGUAGUGUUUCCCCCGCUAGCCCCGCCCACGAGUUCCCGCUCGGCCUUUACAUUGUGAUAUUUAAAUCGCUUUUCUUGGCUCAAGGAAAGUUUUACAAAUAUAAAACCUCCCCUGGAUCAAAA